GUUUUUACCUUUUAAAUGUAAUUUUUUUGUUUCAAACAUAUUUUAUUUCCCAAAUUACACAUAAUUACAAUUUUCAACAUACGAUUUCUAGAAUUAUAAGAGCCAGAUUUUUUCCUUCUCUUCCUUCCCUCCCCCUACUCAGAAAUGGCAAGCAAUUUGAUCUGGGCCAUAUCUGUAUUAUCAUGCAAAACACACUUCCAGAUUGAUCAUUAUGGAACAAACCCUCUAAAUAAAACCAGAAAUAGACUGAUAUGAAAGACGACUCCAACAGUCCUUUCUCUGGAGGGGGAGAGCCUUCCCUAUCACAAGUCCUUCGGGAUUGCUCCAGAUCCUUGCAGUGCUGAGAGCAGCCAAGUUUUCACAGAUAGUCAUUGUCCAAUGUACCAUGUUCUCCCAGUUCUGCUUAUUUUGCUCUGUAGCAGUUCAUGGAGAUCUUUCCCACUUUUUCUGAAGUCCUCCCGCUUAUCAUUUCUUCUAGCACAUCCAUAGAAGUUUAAGGUAGGUGCUACCUCACAGAAUUGUCAGGAAGACCAGAUAAGAAAAUAAUGGAAAGCAUUCUGCAUGACUCAAAAUGCCAUUCAAUCAAUCAAUGAACAUUUAUUAAACACCUACUAUGUGCUAGGUACAAUGCCAAGUGCUAGAAACACAAAUCAAGGUAAAAGGAGCUCACAGUAGGAGACAACACGAAGAAGAGAGAUAUACAGGAUAAACAGGUAAUUAUUCAAAGGGUGAAGGUUCGAGAAUUUAGAUUGGCAAAGCCUUUCUCUAGAAGGGGGUUUGAGCCAAGACUUGAAGGAUGGGGAUGAGGAGGAUAUAGAAGUAGAGCUGAGAGAGUGUCUUGUUUAAAGCACAAGAAGGAGGCCAGUGUCAUAGGAUGGAAGGGGACUUAAGGGGAUCUAAAGUGUAAAAAAAAAAACUGUAUAAGCCAGAACAAAAAAAUCCUUCGUGGAUUUUUCUAUUAAUUCUUGGAAGUGAUGAGAAGCCAUAAGAUUUUAUUGAAUAAGGGAAUGAGAUGGUUGGAUCUCCAACUUACAAAAAUUGCUUUGGUGAUUGAAUGGAAGACAGCUGGAGAGGAGAGAGACUUGGGGCAGGCUGACCUAUCGCAAUAGUCCAGGAACAAGGUGAUGAGGGCUUGUCCCAGGAAGUUAGAAGUCUCAGAGGAGAACAGGGGAAUUAUUCUAGAAGAAGGUGACGAAAGCAGCCUGUGGCAGCUCAUGGGGGGAUGAGAGAUGGUCAGGAGUCAGGAAGACGCCCAGGUUUCAAGCCUGAGAGAUGAAGAAGAUGCUGGUACCCUCCAUAGUAACAGAGAAGUUUGGAGACAGGAAGGCUCUGGGGUGAAAAGACAGACUUGCUGAGUUUAGUUUGAAAUGGCUGAAAAGCAGUUGAGGAUGUAAGAUGGGAUCAGCAGAAGAGUGAGGGAUUGGGAAGUAAAAUUCAGAAUCAUCAGCAUAGAGAUGAUAAUUAAAUCUGUGUGAUUAGGGAAAUGACCAAACAAAUUGUAGUUUAUUAAAUGUAAUGUGAAACUGUUGUGUCAUGAGAAAUAAUAAACAUGAGAAACAUGUGAAGGCUUGUAUGGAUGGACUGAAUCACAGACCUAGAGCUGGAGGAAUCUUCAGAGACCAUCUAGUCCAACCUGCUCACUUUACAGCUGGCACAGAUGGAAAUCAAUAUAAUUAGAAGAACAAUCUACACAAUCACUCUAAUUAUAGGAACAAAAAUAACACUAAAGGGCGGCCAGACUCAAACUAAUUGCAGGGACCAAUCUAGGUUCCUGAGAAGAGAUGAUGAAACUCUCUUCCUUCUUCGGAGAAGAGAGGUAGGAGGUUAUGGGGGCUUCAUGGUAUAGAUGCCCGAGAUGCAGUUUUGUCAUUUGCUUUGAUUCUGCUGAAGUGCUUUUGUUUGUUACAAGAGAGCAUUCAGGGUUGGGGAGGAGAAUAUUGAAAGAUGACCACAGUCUGAAAAACAUGUAAGAAGGGUUUUAUGCUGACCUGAAACUAUAUUGCUAAAAUGGUUUUGCUGCUGAGUUUUGUUUUGUUUUUUAAUAUUAGCACAAUAAAAUGGUCUUGUUUCCUUGAGCUUACCUUGAGCAGAACCAAAGUUCUGGCUCACACUCAUUUUCAUGCUGAACCAGAAAGGAGUUUAGGAAUUAAUGUCUAGUUCUAAGUGAGUUAGUUGUCUGGAACAGAGGACUGUAAUUUCCUUCUAAAUACAGGGAUCAUCCUCAGCUCCUACAAUCAGUACCUUCACUGCACCUUAGCCAUAAACAGAGAUAGUCAUACAAAGGUAUGAUCAUCCUACCCAUCAUUGGUGGAACUUCCUGAUCCAGAAUUCUAAAAUUCUUGUCUUGGGUCUCUCAUCCUCUUUUAGACUCAGCUAGCAUCUCAGUGGAACAGUAAGUUAAACUCUAGCCUCAGACUCUUCCUAGCUUUGUGACCUUGGAUGAGUCACUUCACCUCUGCCCUGGUUUCUCCAUCUGUAAAAUGGGAUUAAUAACAAUUUCUAUUUCCCAGAGUUGUGGUGAAGAUCAAAGGAGAUAAUAUUUGUAAGGCGCUUAGCAUGGUACCUGGUAUAUUCUCUUCCCCUUGUCCAAUCAUCUGUCCCUCUGCUUUACUCCUCCUAAAUAUAUUUAUGUCUAUAUCUAUACCUCCCCUCAUCAAGACCUGUAGUCAUUCUGCCCUUUAUUUCCCAGUACAUCAGCCCUGCUCUGGCUUCCCUGUCUUCCCUUUGAAAUCUUAUAAUUAGCUCAACUUUAUGCCCUCUUGUCUUAUGCCACACAGGCUUUUCCAAACCCCAUUCUUAACCCAGAGCCCUUUGCCAGGUUCGUGUUGCCCAGCUGUCAGCCUGCUUUUAUCAGGGAGAGUUUCUAAGCUUCAGACCUCAACAGACUGGAGAGGAAGCAGCCAGCAUGGUCACCCUGGGAGGGGGAGCCCAAAGAGAUGAAGACCAGGAAAGAAUGUGUGGAACAAGACUAAAAGGACAUCCCUGGAUGAGCGGGAGACAGCCGAGGAGGUCACCCGGGCAGUCUCAGCAGACCCUUCAGAGGCAGGAGAUGCCCUUCACCAGAUGGGAGACCCGUAGUGGAGAAGCUAGUGAAGCCAUUUGAACUACAAAUCCCAGAAUACACCGUACUCCAGGGGUUUCCCGCCCCCCAACAGGAAGCUGGUGUUGCUAGGCGACACCAACUCCCGGUUGGGCCUUGACUCUACAAAAGCCUGAGACUUGGAUGGGACUUGAUCGCUGCGCGGCCGCUGGUGAAGCCUGAGCCAUGUGCGAGGGACCCUCCAAGAUCUCGGGGCCCAUCCCCCCGGACCCUACCUUGUUCCCCGACUACUACAAGCGCCCGGCCACCGCCCGAGGCCGCCUGGAGGGAAGUGCUCUGAAACUAGGCCUGGAGCCUCUCCGCCAGGGCACCCCCCUGGACCAGCCUGCGCCUCGAAUCCGCCCGGGAUCCCAGCGGGACAUGGUGGGUGUUCUGCUGCAGCUCCAGGAAGUCUCGCUGGACAGGGAGCCCUGCUCCAAGAGGAAAGACCCAAAAAACUAUGAGAAGGAGAAUGUGAGGCGGAUCCGAGAGAUCCAGAAACGGUGCCAGGAACAGGAGCGGAGACAAGACCCCCCCGGUCGGCCAAAGCCUCUCAAGGCCCUGUGGCGAUCCCCCAAGUAUGACAAAGUAGAAUCCCGGCUGAAAUUCAAACUGCAGGAGCCCUCCCCUGCCUCUGGACCAGAGGCGCCAUCAUUCCUGCGGGCAUAUUCCCGCUGUGGACCCGGGGUGCAGCCUCGUCGUAUGGCUUCCUCAGGCCUGGCUUUGCCCAGUACUGAUGGGGCCCAACCACCAGGCCCUGAUGCCAAGGAGCAAGGUGCCCCUGUGGACUUUAUCACUCAUAAUGCUCGUACAGCCAAAGCCGCCCCUCGGCGUCGGUCACGCUCCCUCCAGUGUCUGGCUGAGGUGCAGGAGCAGCAGCGGCGGGCCCAGGAGGAGUACAAUGUCAGGCAGAAAGGCCAUGUACCCCAAUACCUGGUGGAACGUAAAGAUCUGUGGCGCCGAGAAGCUGAAGAACGCCUGCGGAACCAGCCUGACCCUGACUUACCCCCAGGCCAUACCAUGAUGCCCGAGAGCCAGCGCCUGGAUACCUUGAACUCCCUUCUCCAGAGCCAACAAAAACUGCUUCGAGAUCUGGUGCUGCUACCUUCUGGGGCAGACUCCCUUCGAGCCCAGAACCACAAGGCUGAGCUAGAGAAGAAGCUUUCCCAGGUGGAGGAGGCUCUCAAGAUCUUUUCCCGAUCUAAAGUCUUUGUCAAGAUGGAUUCCUGAGAUCUUUCCUUUUGGCCGUAGGAUACUCUGAGGAGAAUAGUGCCUCAAGGCCUCCAGGACAGGAGCUGUCUUGACUCCUGGAAGGGAAAGCACUGGCACUUGUGACCCUGGCCCAACAUACAAUGGUAACCUUUUGGGCCCACAAAGUGGCAGCAGAAGGAACAGACCCAGGGAGCUGCUGUUAAGAAUUUUUUUUUUCUGUUUUUAAAUUAAACCUUUUUUACAUGA
This is a messenger RNA of Monodelphis domestica (gray short-tailed opossum), 4537 nucleotides long. It is a transcript of the gene ENKD1, whose product is annotated as enkurin domain containing 1. The record is from RefSeq and is a predicted model, not a curated record. Gene Ontology annotation, cellular component: cytoplasmic microtubule. Lineage: Eukaryota; Metazoa; Chordata; Mammalia; Didelphimorphia; Didelphidae.